This is a messenger RNA of Trypanosoma brucei brucei TREU927, 546 nucleotides long. RefSeq lists its product as hypothetical. NCBI's taxonomy places the organism in Eukaryota, Euglenozoa, Kinetoplastea, Trypanosomatida, Trypanosomatidae. The record is from RefSeq and is a predicted model, not a curated record. The transcript has a single exon. Bases 1 to 546 code for a protein of 181 amino acids.
AUGACGACUUUAGAAAAGCGGAUCGAAGAAGCGAGUGGCCUUAUCUACCGUGCCCGCGCAGAGGAAACUCCUGAUGGAAACCCACUUGUGGCCGCAAGGAAUUACAUUGCCGCAAUGGAGAUCAUCACGAAUAUAUGCAAAGAUGUUAGCCCAGAAAGUGACAAUGAUAAAGAUCGCUUUUUUCUUUUUCAAGUAAGACAACGAAUGGAGGUGUACCAAAAGCGAGUACAACUACUACUGUCUGUAGCUGCGGAGAUGGGCUUAGACGACAUACCGGAGCACGUCGGCAAUACGGUUCUUGACUCGCCACCACACGCUGGUGACAGAACUGGUGCUGCUGAUUUCGAGAACCCGGCAGUCCCUUCAACAGCACCGACGUCAGUCCCACCCCCCGCGUGCGCCGACGGUUUCGGGGAAAAUGUUCCCCCCUUGGAGUAUUUUUUUUCUCAACAACCGCAGGCGCCCACCAGACCACACCCAGAGGAAACGGAAUCGGUUGAAGCCCUUCUCGGGCAGUUCUCAUUCGAUGAGGUCAAGAAAGAGUGA